AUGGUGAAAGCACUGAGGCAAGUGGUUACCUCGCCAAAAAUUGAAUACCUCAGGUCUGAUGGAGAUCCACCCAGAUAUGUGUCAUUUAUUCACAGCUUCGAAACUUAUUUGGAACAGGACAACCCCGACGACUCCAGGCGGCUCCAACUACUGAUCCAGCACUGCACUGGAAAGGCAAGAGAAGCGGUCAAGAGCUGUGAGAAUUUACCAGUUUCUGAUGGUUAUCAAGUGGCAAAGGAAACACUGUGCGAGAAUUUCGGAACGCCACAUUUAAUUGCAGAUGUGCAUAUCAAGAAAUUGCUACGUCUACCCAGCCUGAAGAAUGUGGAUGGACCUUACUUAUUGGAAUUUAGUAGUAACGAGUUUGGAUACGACAUUAACUCUGGACCCUCCACAGAAACAAUUCUCGGAAGGAGUAAGGGGAAUUAG
This is a messenger RNA of Pocillopora verrucosa, 429 nucleotides long. RefSeq lists its product as uncharacterized. NCBI's taxonomy places the organism in Eukaryota, Metazoa, Cnidaria, Anthozoa, Scleractinia, Pocilloporidae. The record is from RefSeq and is a predicted model, not a curated record.